Molecule: messenger RNA, 3740 nt
Organism: Candoia aspera
Lineage: Eukaryota; Metazoa; Chordata; Lepidosauria; Squamata; Candoiidae
Gene: CDH17
Product: cadherin 17
Exons: 17
Coding region: 400-2901 (833 amino acids)
Biological process (GO): homophilic cell-cell adhesion; cell morphogenesis; adherens junction organization
Cellular component (GO): plasma membrane; adherens junction; catenin complex
Molecular function (GO): calcium ion binding; cadherin binding
Source: RefSeq, a predicted model, not a curated record
UGUCACAAGGAGCACUCUCAGAUAGAUUUCUUCAUCACACAAAGGGAAGCAUUGGGUUCAACCCAUUUGUUUGCUCAGGGUUGUGUAAAGCAAAGUGUAGUAAAAGGGGUUUCCUUUUCCCCUUUAAUAGUGAUCUUGCGGUAUUGUCAACUGUCUUCUUCCUUUCUGUUGUCUGUGUUUAUUUCAAAACAAAAAUCCCAUGCUGAAAACCAAAACACAUCUAAAGAGAAACAAAUUCCUGAAAAGGUUUCCUGCCUAGAAAAGAAACCAGGGUGGUACAGUUGAAAGCAGGAGUGAAUAACAUACUUGCUGGAAUCAGAGUUUAACACAGACUGGAAUUGCUGCUCAGAAAUUGUGUUUCUACUGUUAAUAGGAAUCAGAAGAGAAAGCCUCAUCAAGAUGUUUAAGCCAAAUGGAUUUAGUUUACUGUGUCUCCUUGGUCUUUACCAGGUUGCUUCCCUUCUUAAAGAUAAGUUGCAAUCAACUGGACCUUUGGAGAACAAAGUUUUUUCUCUUGAAGAGGGUAAAGUGGAACCACAGUCUUUAUACAGGUUUACAUUUCAACCUCCCACCUACAGUCUAAGGCUGACUGGUGAAACAGAUGACCUCAUAGAGAUCACACCGAAAGGUGGAGUUCUGAUUGUCAAUGGGCCUCUAGACUGGGAAAAGAAAACAAUAUAUAGAUUACAGGUGGAAGGUCUAAAUCAAUAUGGCAACAGAGUGCAAGGCCCAUAUUCUAUCAUCAUAAAUGUUGUAGAUAUCAAUGACAACCCACCCAAAUUUAAUAAAUCAAGCUACUACGGCAAAGUUAGACAACAUUCCCGCCCAGGAAAGCCUUUCAUGUAUGUUGCUGCUUUUGACCUGGAUGAUCCCAGCUCCUUACAUUCACAACUCAGCUAUAGUAUCCUUCAUCAAUUUCCCAGCCUUUUUACCACUGAGAUGUUUUUUCAGAUUGACAAUGUUACAGGAGCAAUUUCUACAACUCUUGCUGGAGCAAAAAAAUUAGAUCCAGCAAUAUUGGACCAUUUUGUCCUUGAGGUGGUAGCAAAAGAUAUGGGAGGACAGUCCACAAGUUCUUUUGGCACUAGUACUGAUGUGAAUAUCACUGUGCUGGAAAACCUUUGGAAAUCUCCUCCAGAAGUAGUGCUCAUGGAGAACUCUACGAAGCCACACCCCAUGAACAUCACUCGUGUUCAUUGGAAUGAUCCAAAUGCAACGUACGAACUUCAACCCAAAGAAAAAACUUCUAUGAAACUCCCAUUUACAGUUGAUCAGAAUGGGAUAGUUUAUGUUACUGAACCACUAGACAGAGAAGAGAAAGACUAUUAUUCAUUCUAUAUCUUUGCAAAUGAUGAAGAGGGAGACAGACUGGCUGAUCCAGUCACUAUUUCAGUUCAUGUUGAAGACAUCAAUGAUAACCCCCCUGUGUGUGACCAGGUUUUGACUCAAUUUGAAGUUCAAGAAAAUGAAGUUGUAGGGAAUUUAAUAGGAACUGUCCCUGCCUCAGACAGAGAUGAGAAAGGGUCUCUUAAUUCCCGUCGGCGGUUCCAGCUUUUGGAGCAGAACCCCAAAAUCCCACAAGACAAUCUCUUCCGCAUCGAAUCAGGAACUGGGUCAGUCCACUUAUUCAAAAUGGGAUUAAACAAACAAGUGGUCACAAAUUACUUUUUGAAGGUGGAAGUGACAGAUCCAGCUUUCUCAACAGUAUGUGAUGUACAAAUACAUGUCAUUGACAUCAAUGAUAAGAUCCCAAUAUUUGAAAAAUCAGAUUAUGGCACUCUGCGUGUUCCAGAAGAUAAAAAAAAAGGAACCGUCCUAUUGGAAAUUCAGGCUACAGAUGCUGAUGAACCAUUUACUGGAAGCUCUCAAAUUAUCUACACCAUCACAAAGGGUGACCCAAAUAAUGCUUUUACAAUACUGACGGAUCAAAAAACAAACACUGGAGUUAUUAUAAUUAAUAAGGAUCUUGAUUUUGAAACAACCCGAGUAUAUAACCUUACAAUCAAUGCUACUAAUCCUGAACCUCUUGUGGCUGGGAUACAGUAUAAUUCAAGUUCAUCUGCUUUCUUACAAAUCCAUGUUACUAAUGUGGAUGAAGCACCAGUUUUCCACCAGCUUGUCUACAUAGCUGAGCAAUAUGAAAAUGUGACCAUUGGUACCAACGUGAUAACUGCAAAAGCUUUUGAUCCGGAAGGAUACCCAAUAAGGUACUCGCUGAAGAAAAAUGACAAGAACUGGCUGGAGAUUGAUCCUGUCAGUGGCAGGAUAAAUACAGCUGCCCCACUGGAUCGCGAAAUUCAGCAUACCUAUAUGGUAGAAAUUGUUGCAACUGAGCAAAGCAAAGCAUCUAAAAGCUCUGUUGCACAGCUGAUACUGCAUCUCAUAGAUGUCAACGAUAAUCCUCCUUAUUUAGCAAAGGGUGCUGUAUUCUUCUGCCACCCUCUCCAAAAAGUAGAGAGUGCAAAAUUUGAAGUUGAUGAUCCAGAUGCACAAAUUCCAAAAUUCACAUACUCUUUAUCUGGUGGAGAGAAUGAGGACAACUGGGUCAUUUCUAAAGCAGAUGGCAAAUAUGCUUACAUUUCCCCAAAGAACUUGAAUCUUGAAGAAAAGGUCUAUGAUGUACCACUGAAAAUUAGUGACAAUGGAAGGCCACCAAUGGAAGGAGUGGUCAAUCUGAAAGUGGAAGUGUGCAGGUGUAUCAAUGAAAGAUGCUAUAUAGAAAUUGAAGAUCCAAAUCCAUUUCCAACAGUAGGAGGAGCAAUUGGCAUUCUGGUUGCUGUUCUGCUAGUUAUUGGUAUCAUUUUGGGACUAGUGUUUUUAAACCUCAGACGCAAAAAGAAGAAUGAACAAAGCGCUGCCCCUGUUGCCAUCAGGCCCUCUGAACUGCAGACCUUGACAUAAAGGAUUCUUGACCUAAAGGAUUAUGUGAAAGUGGACAUUCAUGUUUUCAUUUUAUGCUGUUGCUCUCUCCUAUCAGUGAAUGUCAGAAGCCUUUGCCACAAAUAAUGCAUUUGUUAUCUUUCUUUCCCCCUGUUUUUAAGCAGAGAAGUACAACCUCCCAAUCAUUUGGGGGCUAUGGAGUCGAAGUGCACAUCAUGUGAAAUGUAUGCCAGCAUGUAAAGCACAUGAAACAUCAGUGACAAGCUCCUGAGCAGGAUUGGUGGGGACAGCUUCUGCCUAAAACUAAUACAUGCUGGGUGGGAGAGGUUUCCACUCACUGUGCAAUGUGAGAACAGUAUAACCUCUGUAUGUAUACAUCCUAGUCCCAGUACUGCUCCCCACCAUGAAUUAAAUUAAUAGAAAAGCCUGGCAUGUUAAUCUCCUAUGCAGUUUGGCCUUUAGGUAGAAAAACCAAAAUGGAGCAAACAUUCUGACCAUCAAAUUAUGAGCUUGCAACCCAAUCCUGCUUAGUUUGGUUAGCUUUACUCCCUAGUACAGAUGUUUAGAAGUGCAACUGAAGUGACAGCCCUUUGCUUUUUUUCCCUAAGAGGAAGCCUUAUUGAACACAGUGUGGUUUACUUCCAAAUAAACAUAUAUAAAAUUGUAUUGCAUAUAGUUCCCAAUUUGGUGCCAUGCCAGCAUGUGCCAUCUCAUCCUGUUUAAAGGUAAAACCAGCCUUCAUAUACUGAAAAAGAAGCACAAAUAUUCCUUAGAGGUUAAACAGGAAUCUGUGAAGACCUGCCACUGAAAUUAGUCACUGUUUCUUAAUUCCUUUAGUAAAUAUCUAUAUACUACUAAAA